Messenger RNA from Phlebotomus papatasi, 5590 nucleotides. It is a transcript of the gene Tmem131, whose product is annotated as transmembrane protein 131 homolog. The transcript is spliced from 6 exons. The record is from RefSeq and is a predicted model, not a curated record. Bases 260 to 5260 code for a protein of 1666 amino acids. NCBI's taxonomy places the organism in Eukaryota, Metazoa, Arthropoda, Insecta, Diptera, Psychodidae. Gene Ontology annotation, cellular component: membrane.
UUUCCAACGGCUUUCAGUGUAAGCUACAUGUGACAAGUGAAAUUAAAAGAAAAAUACUACCGAGAGUUUCCACUGUGUUUUUCCUGCAUUUCAUGGAUUUUCCCAGCAAUUCGGGGUGCAAAAGUGCGUGAAAACAAGUGAGGUGAGAAUUGUGUUAUUGGCACGAUAUUAUGGUACACGAGAGAGUUGGCGAAGAUUCCUGUGAUUCGAGAGUGACCCUCGUGCGACGCGUUCACGACUAGGCACUGUGUCCUUCGCAAUGCUCCUCAUCCUUGGUCUGUGUCUCCUGGUGAGUGCCGGAAGGGGUGUAGCUUCGGCGGGAGAUGCAAAUCUUGCUGGUGGAUUUGACACCAGCAGUCCGCUGGUGCUGGAGAAACUGCUGGAGGAGGCGCUUCCGGAGGUGCACAGUCACCUGGUAGCGCUGCCUAAGAUGCUAGACUUUGGGGAUCAAAGCCUCGGGAGUCCACACACGCGUGUUGUGACGCUGAUGAACAACAAUAGCAACCGAAGCGUCUUCCUGGAUGCCAUUGUGACUCCAGCAGAUGCCGAAGCGAGUGUUUUCUUCACGUCCUUUGUGGACAAAGUGAUCCCUCCUCUCAGCAAUACCACAUUCAGUGUGGUUUUCCUACCAAGACGCCAUGGGCCAGUAGAAACUGAUCUGUUAAUUCACACAACUUUUGGGCUCAUGAGAUUUCCAGUACGCGGAAGGGGAGUAGAAUGUCCAUAUCGUCUGGUUCCAUUGGUGGGCAUCAAGGCACCUUUUAAUGCCACCAUCUCACCGGAGAUUCAUCUUUUCAAUCCACAUAACAAGCCCAUCCAGAUCGUUGAGAUUUUUUCCAGCGGAGGGCAUUUUCAGCUGGAGCUACCCAGCGGUGGAAAUGAGGGACCUCAAGUGUUAUGGGAGAUCCCGCCACUUUGUUCCAAGCCUAUCAUCCGCGUGAGAUUCGUGGGAGCGUCUCCGGGCAACUACACAGCUUACGUGAGGAUUAAGAUCCAGGGACAGGAUGCCAAGUUGGCUGAGAAGGUGUUGGUGGUGCCGAUUGAGGUGGAGAUUAGUCGGGAGAGGGGUGUUUAUUCACCGCUGAGCCUGCUGAAUUUGGGCCUUCAUGGGUCCACGGACAGGAUUUCGGUGUUUAGGGUGAAUCUCACGCAUUCGGCAGCAGAUUCGGGUGCCAAUGUGAAAGUGACAGAUCUGCGGGGUGACAAUGAGAUCACCAAUCGCAGUCUGUCACUGCAGAUUGACGAAGAUUCACGUCAGAGGUGGCUGAUUGUGGAAGUGAAUUGGGCCAAAGUGUGGUCACCCUAUUUGAUGGGUAACAUCGUGAUAUCAAGUGAGGUUGAUGGGGAGCCCCAAUUGCCCUAUCAUAUGCCAAUUUUUGGGCUAUUGCUUAAUGGAUCUGCCCAACAUGCGGGUAACAUCACAAUUCUCCUGAGCAAUCGGAAGCACCUGACCAAAGGCCAUGGGUUCAGUUUCACCAACAAAUUCGCUGUACCCCUUAUGGUUACUAAUGUGAGUGUUGCUGAUGAUGUGGGGGCGCGUCAUUUGCGUCUUUUGGACUUUGAUACAGUGCUUCUGGCACCCGAUGAGUCCCUGACCCUAUUCCGGGUGCAAUUCGUCAAUUACACGACGCCCAUCCCGAGAAACUUUUCAGUUGUCUCAGAGAUACGCAUCGUGACGAAUGCCACUGUUUACAGUAUCCCCGUGUACUGCUUCACGGGUUUCCUGAGGCGAGUGGUGCCUGUGUAUGAGGGCGCAAAUAUGGGGCAUGGUGAUGAGGGUUCAUUGGAUUUUGGUACAGUUCCUGUAUCAACUUCCUUUGAUUCCAACAUCGCCUUCAUCAAUGAAAAUCCCGUGACAGUGUCCAUCAAGGGAUGGACUGGAAAACUUACAAGCUCAGCAUCGUACAGCAUCAUUCUGCUGGGAUGCUCAGAUGGGGCGUCUUUCUCAAAUCUGGUGAUCUGUUCUGAAUUGGAACCCAAACAGUGGAUGGUAUUUCAGAUCACGGUUAAGAGCUAUGGUGUAGGUAACUACACAGGCCAGCUCAUUGUCAAUACAGAUUAUGAGGAAAUUGUGACGCCCAUUCACAUGAUCGCUGAAAUGGGAGGAUUAGCGCUCGACCAGGAGCUAUUGCACUUCAAGGACUGUUUUCCGGAGAAGAUAUGCUCAUUGAACUUAAGCGCACACUCAACCUUUAUGAAACCCAUGCAGGUGGAGGCCAUAAGUGUAAUUGAUGGUAUAAUCAAUUAUGAGUAUGCAACAGAUGAGGAUAUCCUGCCUGAGAUUCCUCCCAAUGUGAUAACGAACAUCGGGCGGUUGUACUUUGAUCCCAAGGGACUGUGUGGUGAGUACUGUUAUACAGGGAGUCAGGUGAGCAACAAGAUUCAUCCCAAAAAAUCCAGGUCCCUGGUUAACUACUCCCACUACACAAAGUUGGACAAGGAUGUGCUGUCAUUUCGUGUUAAGUCAUUUCACAAAAUGCGAACUUCCAUCCAGAGCAUCCCCUUUAAAUUGUCCACCAGUCAAAUCAAGCGAUAUGACUUUGUGGCGAGUGUGAACUUUGUUUGGCCGAGAUUGGUGACUGAACAUAUAGAUUUUUUACCCACACAAGUGGGUCAGGGCAUAGCAAAGUUUAUCACUAUUGACAAUCCGUCAGAUCAACUUCUGAUCACCCAAUACUUUCUGCAUGACACUCAAGUUCAUGGGCAGGAUGUGGAGCUGCCACCUGAAGUGAUAACACCCUGUCCGAAUUGUGUUCUGGCUAAGGAGAAACUCUUUGCCUUCCACUCAUUCUUCUCCACAUCUUCCACACUGGAGAACUAUUUUGAUCAUAUUCCUCCUAGAGGUAGCAGUAAAGUGGCUAUUAGGUUCCAGAGUCCAAGACCUGGAACCUUUUCUACUCUUCUGUUUAUCCGGAAUAAUUUGACCAUCCUCGAUGCAGUAUGGCUGACAGCUAAGGCUGUGGUGCCUCAGCUAAAGUUUGGCAAUCGGAGACCGGGUUCUCAAACGCCGUUGCUAUUUGAACUCACAGACAAACACUAUAAAGUUUGUGCUGAUUAUGUGGCGGAGUGGGAAAAAGGGGAAAAGGAGAGCCGUGACUAUGAAGUUCCACGCGCCAUUAUCACCAUGAAGAGGAGCUUUACGGCAAGAAACAGCGGAGAAGUGCCCAUUUCCAUCAAGGCCAUAAAGAUUGGAUCCGAACUGUGCGAGGGAUAUGGAUUUAAGGUACUAAACUGUUCAGCAUUUGAGCUGGCGCCAAAUGCAUCGAAAAAGAUUGAAAUCUCCUUCACACCUGACUUCAUACUCUCGCGAAUUACCAGACCAUUAAUCCUAGAGACUAGUGCUGGUUAUCCGGUCAACUAUACCCUACUUAGUACAAUUCCCGCUGAGGUGGUUACGCUGUGUCAUAAGGCACUGCUUCGACCUUGGUGGGAACGGCCAAUGAAGCGGGGUACAAUGUUGAUCUCGUGCCUGGUACUCCUAGGUAUAAUUUCAUAUGGUUGGGCGGAAUGUGAUAGGAUCAUGAAGAGGCAUCUGGCUGAAGUGGUACGAGACAAGGGGAACUUACAACCACUUGAUCUUCGAAAGAUCAAUAUGAAGAGUCCAUUUGGUGAGGAAGCAGCUCCAGCUCCAGCAACACCACCAACUGCUGCUCCUCAGCCAGGAAAAUCUACAAAUUUCCUUGGGCUGGGUUCAAAGAAGAAACCUGGAAAGAAAAUUCCAGUUGGAGAAGUAAAUCCACUGAAUUUCAGCCCUAAAUUUGAUUUGAAAUCUUCGGAGAAUCACAGUAAAGUGGAUCCGGUGAAGACUGAGGCGCAGAAGAAUGAAAAGGUAGAGAGUCGUAAAUCGCAGACACCUCUCGAAGUUUCUGAGCCUAUUGCUGCAUCCAAACCAUCAAAAUCCGACGUUAAACCUUCUCCAAAGAGAUCAUUGACGCCACCAAGUCCUCAGCCUCCGUCACGAGAAGUUGUCCGAAAGGAAAUUAAGGAAGAAGUGGAAAUUUUUGCAGCACCUGAACCUGAAAAGAGACAAAUCACACCACCUCCAGCAAAAGUCCAGGAAAUCACACCACCAGCCACGAGGAAACAGGUGAAACAAGUGGUGAAGAAGACCAAAAGCCUUCCAGUACCAACAAAUAUUGAGAGUUCGACUGUUACGGUUCCGUUUUCAAGUCCUCAACCCAAAAUUCCCGAAGUAAAGACACCGACGCCCAAAGUAACACCCAAGGCUGCUCAGGCUGAGUCUAGUUUUAUGGAGAGACAUUCAACACCGGUAAUUGUGGAGCCGCCUCCUUCAUCUCCGAGUCCCGAUGUGACCUUUGAGGUGCAGAAUGGAUCACAAAAUGAAAUCAUUCGGCCUAAGAGGUAUGGAAAGACACCGGGACGGGAGAGACGAUCACGAUUGACUAAGCGCAAUGGUCUCACGAAGCCCCAAUUCAAGCCAUCAGCCAAUACUUUCACAUCUCCUCUCGAGACUUCUCCUGAGCCUCCAGUCCCAAAUGUUUGGGAUGAGAAUCGUGCUACUUUUAGCUAUGUUGUGGCUCAGAAGCCUUCGACGCCUGAAGUGGCGUCUCCGGAGAAGCUUGGAAUGGAGUUUGGGAUGUUUGGGGAGGUUCAAUCGAGUGUGUCUGCUGAGAUGCCCAGGAAUGAUACGGCUGUUAAUGGAAUGACUACACCAGUAUGGAAGGUGAAUGAAUUGGGUCCAAUUGGUACGAAGAAGUCUCCGAGAACGUCAAAUACUUCCUGGGUGGAUGUUGAGAGUGUCCGGAAGCCACUGGGUCAAGAUAAUUUCAAUCUGGAGGCAUUGACUUCAAUGCAGAACAAUCCGAAUUCUUUCUAUGGUGGAUCAUCAUCUAUGCUGGAAACGUAUCUAAUGGAGAAGUUGCAGUAUGCUAGGGAGAAGCAUACACCAGAGAAGAAUGUUAUGCAUCAUCAUGUUCAGGAUGUGCAGAAAAUCGAGGAGCCAAUGAAUGGUGCAGAUUGGAAUUCGCAGAAUUUGUGGAAUCCUAUGAAUACGGCCAAUGGAUUUGAUUCACAGCCGCGUUGGAAUACACAGAGUCCCAUUAGACGUCCUCCACCUGGCCUGGAUUUUCUGCAGCGCAACAAUAGCAAUUCCCUCUUUAUGAAUGGUGUUGGGGGCAAUGAUGAGAAUUACAAUUCAAUGCCCACUUACGAGCUGUUUUCUUCACCGUGGGAGAGCGAGGUGACGUCAAAUAUUUGGCACAAGUCAUCUGGUCAGAAUUAUCCCAAGAAGCAGCAGUAGAGCUUUGUGAUCCCAGAGGCUGAGAUAUCCGCCAAAAUUUCCUCUUUGAAAAUCCAUCCUUCCUCCCAAACAAAUUGAAGUGUUCCCCAAUAUUCCCUCCUUAUUGAAAUCCCCUGGUGUUUUAUUUCACUCCCUGUAACUUGUGGAGUGAAUCCUUCCCCUGUUUUACGGUGUUGAACUGAUGAUGAUGGCUACAGUGAAAUCUACCCUCGAGGUUGUAUUUGAUGUGAAAUAUGAAAUAAUCAUUACAAUUUAAAUGUAAUACAUGGAUUAUGCUGACGAAACACUCACAAUUUGAACAUUAAUGAAUAUAUGAAAUCAUAAGAGCAA